Penicillium olsonii is the source of this 2190-nucleotide messenger RNA. The record is from the annotation of a GenBank genome assembly. Lineage: Eukaryota; Fungi; Ascomycota; Eurotiomycetes; Eurotiales; Aspergillaceae.
AUGCGCAACCCAUCAAUGGUACGUUCGGGACCACAGCGCAGAUUGCGAGACUCGCGCAGACUAACCAGACCCAUUGGCGUGAUAGGGACCCUCCCAAAUGGCGGGGGUGAACCAACCGCAACCUCGAGCGGCUUUGAGCUGAUUUCGGGCCCCUUGAUCAACUUGAAAAACAUGCACUACCAAAGCACCACCGUCUGGCACGGUAGUGUCCUGAUUGUCACGAAGCCAGGCCAGGAAAAGCCCCAAUUGCGCCUGCGCCAGCUCGGCUCAAUGGACGGACAGACCGGCAACUCCCAACCCCAAACCGUCGAGGGUCUGAAGCUAUACGAGGAUCCCGAGAAAGCGUUCUGGCGGUUCUCGCUAGCCGUGCCGGUGGAGAAGUUCGAGGCGCGCUGGGAAUACGAUAUCCCCGGAUUGUACAACGGGUCCGGGGAUCAGGUCCAGGCACCCUGGGAAUUUGUGGUCCCCGCGGAAGAACAGUCCAUGCGCAUCAUGUUCCACUCGUGCAACGGCUUCUCCGUCGGCACGGACAUGAACGCCUGGGUGGGCCCGAACCUGUGGAAUGAUGUGAUGCGCGUACAUGGCGAAAAGCCCUUCCACGUCAUGGUUGGUGGCGGCGACCAGAUUUAUAACGACGGCAUCCGUGUAGAUGGUCCGCUCAAGCCCUGGACGGCGAUCGGGAACCCUCAUAAGAGACGCAACCAUGACUUCAACAACCAAAUGCGCUCCGACUGCGAUGAUUACUACUAUGCCAACUACGUGCGCUGGUAUAACACUGAGCCCUUCCGUGCGGCAAACGGUCGCAUUCCUCAGGUCAAUAUCUGGGACGACCAUGACAUUAUCGAUGGCUUCGGUUCGUACACUGAUCAUUUCAUGAAGUGUGCCGUGUUCCGCGGUAUCGGUGGUGUUGCUUUCAAGUACUACUGCCUUUUCCAACAUCACAUGGCCCCUCCCAAGUCUACCUUCACCACCGAUGCCCCGCAGACUAUGCAUGCGGUCAAUGGAACCUCGGGGGUGGACCCACGCCAGGUGGAAAACACUUACGUUUUGGAAAACCAGGUGGAAGACGAUAGCUGGAUCACUGGUAAGCGACCCGGUCCAUACGUGGAAGAGCGCAGUAGAAGCUUGUACAUGCGUUUCGGAAAGCGCAUUGCCUUCAUGGGCCUGGACGCUCGUACCGAACGCACUCGCCACCAGGUCAACUAUAACGACACCUAUGAUCUGAUCUUCGAGCGGCUCCAACGUGAAAUUGCCGCUGCAGAUGGCGACAUCAAGCACCUUGUCGUGCUGCUUGGUGUGCCAAUCGCCUACCCUCGUCUUGCCUGGCUUGAGAAUAUCCUCACUUCACCGGUCAUUGCCCCGAUCCGACUGUUAAACAAGCGUUUCGGUGUCGCUGGUGGUCUCUUCAACGAGUUCGACGGACAGGUCGAUCUUCUUGACGAUCUGGACGACCACUACACUGCGCGUCAGCACAAGCGCGAGCGAAAAAUGCUCAUUCAGCGCCUCCAAGAGCUCGCACGCAGCAACAGCAUGCGCGUGACGAUUCUCGGUGGUGACGUGCACCUUGCAGCCAUCGGGCGGUUCUACUCGAACCCCAAGCUGAACCUUGCCGGCGAAAACGACCACCGCUUUAUCGUCAACGUCGUCAGCAGCGCUAUCACCAACAAGCCCCCACCAAAGGCCGUGGCCAACCUCCUAGCCCGCCGCAACAAAAUCCAUCACCUGGACCGUGACUGCGAUGAAACCCUCAUGCCCAUCUUCGACAAGCAGCCUGGUGGCCAGGAAAAGAGUGCUGCAUGGAACAAGGUCACCAUGCCAUCUCGCAACUACGCAAUCCUGACCGAGGUCACCGCGCCCAGUGCCACCGGCUCCGAUGGGAUUUUGGAGACUGAGAGCGCGAAGCUCGACAAGCUUCCCAAAGACGGUCACGCGCCACUGCACAAGGGCGAAGUCGGCGCUGGGUCCAACCACCGUGCCGCCGAUGGAAUUUCCGUACAAAGCGGGAUGUACGGUGGCCUCGAUGUCUCAAUCCGGGUCGAGAUCGAUCCCCAGGACCGCAGCGCCGCCACCGAGGGGUACGGCUUUAGCAUCCCGCCUCUCAUGGCUACUGAGGGGGCUCCGCGCACUGGUCAUCGGUUGAGCUUGCACUCCCGCAGGUCGCAGCCAAGUCGCCCCUCUACGGCUCAAUAA